AGCAAAGAAGAAACAGGCAUAUAACGCCGCGACGCCGCUAUCGUCGCUGCUGCUGCCACCCCUUUGUCAGCGGCUGUAGGUUUUCGUUGCGGAAGCUUUGCGGCAAGGUUGGCAAGGUCACCUACAGUGGACUGCCGCGCCGGCUUCAACGUUGGGACGGUUGGGCGGAGACAAGGCCCGAUAAGCGGCAUUUGACCAUCGUCUGAUAACGCUUCCCUGAUAUCGAGUGAAAGAACCGACCAUGGCGGAAGUAGCCGAAGCACCGAGGCCGCAGGCCAUGUAUGCCGUGCACGCCAACACGCUGCUUGAGCACCUCAGCUCUCUGGACAUCAACCAGCCGACGGCGUUUGUCAGGCUUACUGGAAUCAUCUGCACCAUCGGUCCUGCAUGCCAAAGUGUGAAGAUGCUGGUGAACAUGAUGAAGGCUGGCAUGAACAUUGCCAGGUGCAACUUCUCGCACGGUACUCAUGAGUACCAUGCACAAACCAUGAAGAAUAUCCGAGAAGCAGAGCGCUUGCUGAACGAAGAAAUCAAGCCCGAUUCUCGUCGCAUUGCCAUCGCAUUGGACACCAAGGGCCCCGAGAUUCGCACAGGCAUUCUAACCGGGGCCAGUGGAACAGCUAAGGAAAUUGAACUGAAGAAGGGUGCAAAGAUCACGGUCACUACAGACAAGGCCUUCUACGACAAAUGCGACGAGAACAACCUCUACAUUGACUACGAAAACAUGCCCAAGGUCCUCAAAGUGGGAAGCACGAUCUACAUCGAUGAUGGCCUCAUGUCCCUUUCUGUGAAUGAGAUUGAUGGCAACAAGCUGCACUGCACCAUUGAUAAUGGCGGCAUGCUCGGUAGCAUGAAAGGCGUAAACUUGCCCGGAGCCCAGGUCGACCUGCCAGCAGUCUCUGAAAGAGACAAACAGGACCUGCUCUUUGGUGUUGAACAAGGGGUGGACAUGAUUUUUGCUUCAUUCAUGAGGAAUGCUAAUGGUGUGAGGGAAAUGCGGAAGGUUCUUGGUGAAAAGGGCAAGGAUAUCAAGAUCAUGUGCAAGAUUGAGAAUGAUGAAGGUGUUCACAAGUUUGAUGAAAUCCUUGAGGUGACUGAUGGUAUCAUGGUGGCUAGGGGUGACCUGGGAAUUAAUAUUCCAGCUGAGAAGGUCUUCCUGGCUCAGAAAAUGAUGAUUGCCAAGUGCCAGAUGCUCGGCAAGCCAGUGAUUUGUGCCACUCAGAUGUUGGAGAGCAUGACUCAUUUGCCGCGGCCUACUCGAGCUGAGGCAUCUGACGUGGCCAAUGCCGUUCUGGACGGAGCAGACUGUGUGAUGCUGUCUGGCGAGACUGCCAAAGGAGACUACCCUAUAGAAGUGGUGAAUAUGAUGCACAAGAUCUGCGUUGAGGCAGAGUCCGCCUUCUACCAGAAGGAUGUCUUCAUCCAUCUGUCGCACAUUGCUCCAAGCCCCACGGAUGGCACCCACACGAUUGCCAUUGCUGCUGUCACUGCAUCCAUCAAGUGCCUCGCCGCUGCAAUCGUUGUCAUCACUACCACUGGAAGGACUGCCCACCUGAUUGCAAAGUACCGACCCCGUUGCCCUAUCAUAGCAAUCUCACGAAUGGAGCAGACUGUUCGUCAGGCCCAUCUCUACAGGGGUAUUCUACCCUUUAUCUACCAGGGUGAGCGCCAGGCCGACUGGCCAGCCGACGUUGAUGCCCGCAUUGAGUACGCCCUUGAGAUAGGCAAGAUUCGCGGUUUCCUGCGCAAGGACGACGCAGUCAUCGUCGUGACCGGUUGGCGCAAGGGCGCCGGAGCCACCAACACCCUGCGUGUUGUGUAUGUGCCUGAAAACAAAAUGUUUGAGGGUGUCGAGGGAGACCAUCAUAUGCCUUGAUCCAGGGUCCAGCUCUGCCUGCUUCCAGACAUGCAUGCCUUGCAAAAUUGCAAGAAAGUGGCAAAAUAAAUGCAAAACUAUUUA
Molecule: messenger RNA, 1960 nt
Organism: Rhipicephalus sanguineus (brown dog tick)
Lineage: Eukaryota; Metazoa; Arthropoda; Arachnida; Ixodida; Ixodidae
Product: pyruvate kinase PKM
Exons: 12
Coding region: 242-1876 (544 amino acids)
Biological process (GO): glycolytic process
Cellular component (GO): cytoplasm
Molecular function (GO): pyruvate kinase activity; potassium ion binding; magnesium ion binding
Source: RefSeq, a predicted model, not a curated record